AUGUAUUGUACCUCUCAACAAGAUAAAUUUGUCGUGGAAUGUGAUGAACCAAUUCCAACGAAAAGGGCCCGAGUCGAUGACAAUGACAAGAUAAUUAAUCAAUUUCUGAAACUUGAAGAACGCUUGAAUCUUUUAUACAACUCAAGAUACGAAGCCAGCGACUCGAUUUUAGAUAUGUUGUCUCGGCCUUGUGUUCUGGAUGAACUUGACCAAUGCCGAGUUGGGGAAUCCUGUGGAAAAUUGGAGGUUGCUGAAGCAUUGAACCGUGGGGUCGCUAUGGUUAUUGAGUAUGCCAAGUCGUUUGAUGUUUUUCGACGAAUGCCCCUGACUGAUAAGAUAACACUGUUACGCGACGUAACUUUAAUCUUGGAAUUGCUUGAGAGUGCCUACAAAGCAUUAAAUGACGAUGAUAGCUUAAUAAAUCAGGACUUUAGUUCUAAUGACGGCAAGAGAAAGGAAGUGAUGGAGCAUUUUGAGGAGGGAAAAAACAGCGAAGAAGCUGUGGUACUAUUGGUUUUGGAAUCCCUAAGCCGGGCUGAGCUUGACCGGACAGAAUUCGUGCUUUUCAAGGCUAUCGUAUUUUUACGCUCAGAAUGCUUUAAUCUUUCAAACCAAAGUUGCACUUCGUUGUUCAAGAAACGGCAAGAAAUGCUGGACGUUCUUUUUGAAUAUAUGUUAAACACGCACGGAAAGCAAGGCCCAGUCAAAUAUGGCAAUGUGCUGUCAAUCUUGUGGACCUUGUUCACAAUAUCUCAAAGCUAUCGGGGGGCGAUACUCAAGUUUGAUCUCAAGCCACUGUGUAAAGAAAUUUUGUCGUCGAAGAUGCCCGAAGCACUUGCUUAG
Messenger RNA from Enterobius vermicularis (human pinworm), 843 nucleotides. Lineage: Eukaryota; Metazoa; Nematoda; Chromadorea; Rhabditida; Oxyuridae. The record is from the annotation of a GenBank genome assembly.